Molecule: messenger RNA, 945 nt
Organism: Xenopus tropicalis (tropical clawed frog)
Lineage: Eukaryota; Metazoa; Chordata; Amphibia; Anura; Pipidae
Gene: or30c1
Product: olfactory receptor family 30 subfamily C member 1
Exons: 1
Coding region: 1-945 (314 amino acids)
Biological process (GO): signal transduction; G protein-coupled receptor signaling pathway; detection of chemical stimulus involved in sensory perception of smell
Cellular component (GO): plasma membrane; membrane
Molecular function (GO): olfactory receptor activity; G protein-coupled receptor activity
Source: RefSeq, a predicted model, not a curated record
AUGGCCAAUCGGUCGGAAACCUUUGAGUUUGUCCUCCUUUGCUUUCCAGGGCUCCAUCAGAAGUUCCAGAUCUUGGUUUCCAUAACAAUGUUCAUUGUCUAUAUCAGUACAUUGUCCGCAAAUGGUAUUGUCGUGGGGCUGAUUAUUUUGAAGGAACAUCUCCACCAACCCAUGUACAUGUUCAUUGGGAACCUUGCCCUUUCUGACCUUCUGUUUGACACCAUUACAUUGCCCAAAAUCAUUGCCAGUUAUUGGUCUGGAGAUGGGAACAUCUCAUUCUUUGGGUGCUUCUCUCAGCUUUUCUUUGUCCAUUAUUUGGCUUCCGUAGACAUCUUCAUCAUAACGCUGAUGGCUGCUGAUCGUUACAUUGCUAUUUGUGAACCAUUCAGAUACGCCACCAUAGUCAGUCAGAAAGUUACAACCAUUUUCUGCUGUGCAUUCUGGGUAUUAUGCACCUUACCUUCGGCCUAUGCAACCCUCAUGGCCCUGAAUGCGUCUUACUGUGGCAGGAAUAACAUUUACAACUGUUUUUGUUACAGCAAUGUUGUCUACGAGUUAGCUUGCUCCGAUGUCUUCUCUGUCCGCCGGAACCUUCUAAUUAUCUCCAUGUCUAUUCUCUUUGUUCCCUUGGCCUUCAUUAUAUUGUCGUACAUCAUCAUCAUCAAGAUAAUCUGCACCUCAACCUCCUCUGAUAAUUGGUCUAAGGCCUUCUACACUUGCACCACGCACUUGUUUGUUAUCGCUUUGUACUUUAUCCCACGGGUCAUCAUAUACACGUCCAAUUGGGUCAAGUUAAACCUUAACGUCGACGUAAGAAUCUUAAUUCUAUGCCUGUACUCAUACACACCCCAUCUCGUCAAUCCUGUGAUCUAUUGUCUCAGAACAAAGGAGAUCAAAUCGACUCUUGAAAAAAUGCUUAGGAUGAAGUUCAAAUUGAACAACUAA